CUCCACACAAUCUACAGCAAGCCAUAAUUCAUAUUUACACAAAUUUAUGCAACAAAACUACAAAGCAAAAUCAAAAUCCUUACUAAUAUGUAUAUAUUUACAUAAGCCUUUGUGUAAUCAUUCGCAAAAACAUUUUCACAACAGCUAACGAAAUACCAAAUGCAAUGCUAAAAAUACUAGCUAACUACUUGCCCCAAUUUUCACACGAACCAAAUUGAGCAGAAAGCUAUAAAAAUCCAAAUUUAUCAUUUACAGAAAAGUAAAUAUUUAGAAAACCAAUAAAAUUCGUUGACAUUGAACGUGAACUCGCAUUUGCUUGUUUGCCUGAUUUACCUACAUACAUAUUUAUUCACACUAAAAAUUUGUUGUUUUUUGUUCGCAAUAAUUUUUUCGCCCAUUUCUUCUACUUUAAACAAUAAAAUCAUUUGUGAAAUUCUUCCAAAAUAAAUUAAAAUUACGAGUGUAAACACACGCUAGCCCAGGCUAGCUAGCCUAGCUAACACAAGCGCACGAAAUGAAAACAAAACGCGGCAGCGUGUAAACAACACAAAUAAAUGAGCGGCCCCCCAAAUGAGUAAGAAACACGCCGAGCACAGAGCGCGAGGUGCGCGACUGGUCCAAGGCCAGAGGAUGUAGUCAAUGUACUCAUGCUCAUACUCAUAUUCAUAUUCAUAGGUACGAAAUGCAAAAGUCUAGCGAACAGACACGGUAACAAUAAUAACAACAACAGCAAUAAUAAAUACAACAAUAUUAAUAACAUAUGCGCAUAUGUUGUUGUAAUUGUAACGGUAUAUGUGUAUACGCGAGGGAAAAUAGCGCGCCAUGCAUUUCAACAAACUCAGAAAUGUAAAUAAAUUUAUUUUCUUAGCUUGUUGUUGUUGUUAUGAAAUUACAACAACCCGCUCAUCUAUACUCAUAUGUAUAGAAAGAAUGCUUUAAUGAGCAAUAAAACUGCGAACAAAUAGUGCACAUUUCAAAAGGCAACACUGCCGCGGCGCUGUUUGGGGACUAACGGUUCUGUUCGUAAAUUAAGCAAACAAAUAAACAGAAAAUUUCUGUUUUCACUGACAGGUGAAAUUGUAGGCACAAAAUAUGUGCGCGAAUGGCUAAUGUCGAGCGCUGCUGACGUUGUACCGGCGGACAAUCACCAAGCACACAGCGACUUAAUAAUUCAAGCAAUAAGCAAUUAUAACAGCAUGCAAACUAUUUGUAAAUAAAACUGAAUGAACGCCCACUACAUAAGCAACGGUGAUUAUGACAUACAAAGCCACACACACACACAGGCCCACACUCAAAAACACAGAGAACGUAGCAAUGCUGACUAAGUUGCGCCGCCACUCUUCUUCCUUUCCCACCUCAUUCUAGCGAACGGCGCAUUUCACCGCUGUCAUUUGUCCGAGUUGAUUUGGUCAAUUACCGAGCGCUGAGUAGCGAGCAGCGCGCUUGAUUGAAUGGCCAGCAAUGCAGAUUUUCAGUUUUUCAUUUUCAUUUCGGUUCUCAUUGAAAACUGUUCGCUAGUGUGACGGGCGCGCAUAAAUAUUAAUAAAAAAAAUAAAGAGUUUCAAGUGCAUAGAAUUCCGGUGGGACUACAGUUGUUCGUUGUUCGUUAUCGUUAAUCAGCCGCAGGCACAGUACAGUACAGGCGGCGCUGCCAGCGAACGCGGUUACGUAUACGCCGUGGUGCACCAUGCAAUAGUGUGUGGGAAAAUAUAGUCGAGGUAAUUAAAUAAACUGAAGAAAGAACAGCUCAGAUAUACACAAACAACGACAAAACCCCCGAAGUACUUCGAUGAGUAACACAGCAAUAAAAAAUUAACCAAAAUUUGAAAUCCCAUCAUAAAUAAGUAACUACAACAACCAAAAGUAUACAACAGCAACAAACAUACAACGUAGUCAAAGAAUUCUCAACAAGUCAAUAAGUAAACUAAAGAAAGCAAGCUUAGUACAUACUGCAACAACUAUAUUUUAACCAACAACACUAAGAAUGCGCUUCAAACUUUAAAACCCCCCAGACGACAACCACAAACGUAAACAUACACACAUACAUUGAACCGCAGAUAAAAGUCAUUUCGGCAUACGAAAUUACAAAAAUUUAUAAGAAAUUACCAAAAACAAAAGCAACUAACAGCAGCAGCAGCAACAACAGCAAUUAAAUAGUUUGAAAAACGUGCGGCCGCAAAACGCGAGCGAUUAAAUUUGCAUUAACCGCGUACAACAACAACAACAAGCAUACAUAACAAAUUUAAAAUAUACAAAUAGCAACAACUUACAGACAAAAGCAACAGCAAAGGCAAAGGCAAAGGACCAGCUAAAUAAUUAAAAUAAACCUGCGACCCAUAGCAACAACAAGAACAACAACAACAAGCAGCAGUGGCAACAGCAACACGUUCGUUAUAAUUAAAUUAUCACGACGCGACAGUAUUCAACACAACAAAGGCAACAACAAAUCAAUAUAUUAACAUUGCUAUAAAAACCCCGGCAACAACAAUAACAAGCUGUGCAAUUUUAAAACGUUGACAGCGCCAUCUACCUACAGACAACCAAUUAAAAAAGCAAAAAAAAACAUAAUAAAAUAAAGUGCGUCUGCACCAGCAACAAUUGCGUUUAAGCCAGACAUACAUACAAACAAACAUAAAAUAAAUCAAAAGCAGUCGCGCCAAUAAUAACAACAACAAUAAGCAGUACAACAACAGCAACAAAAUGCAUAUAGAAAUUCAGGUGGCAUUAAAUUUCGUGAUUUCGUAUCUUUAUAAUAAACUGCCAAGGCGACGCGUGAACAUUUUUGGUGAAGAGUUGGAGAAGGCGUUGAAGGAUAAGUUCCAAGGUCACUGGUAUCCGGAGAAACCCUUCAAGGGUUCGGCAUUCCGUUGCUUAAAGACUGGCGAUCCGAUCGAUUCGGUUUUGGAGCGUGCUGCGCGCGAGAGCGGUGUACCUAUUGCUGAUAUUUUAGAAAAUUUGCCAGCUGAGCUCUCAGUUUGGGUGGAUCCUGGUGAGGUCUCAUACCGCGUUGGCGAAAAGGGUGCUGUGAAGAUUCUCUACUCGGAAAAUAGCGACAAUCAUGAAGACAACACAUCGGCCGAUCGUGAGGUCAAUAAGACCUUCAAUCCCGAAGCGCAAUGCUUUCGUCCCAUCGAUGCCGUCAACACGAGCAUGAACAACUUGAGUUUGAGCCCAAAGACUUCACCGCAUGCUGGCUCAUCGCCACAUUCGGCCUCCUCCAAUUCGCCCACCUACAAAGGUAGUCCCAAUCCGGCCGCCGCUGCCAAUGGUUCGUUCAUGCAGCGCACGCAGGCGCCACUAACAUUCACAACAGCCACCUUUGCUCAGACGAAAUUCGGUAGUACCAAAUUGAAAACCAGUUCCAAGCGUACCAAUAGCAGCAGUUCGUACCGCAUGUCGCCCACUGAGUUCUCCAACUACAUCAAACAACGUGCCAUGCAACAACAGCAACAGCAACUCCAUCACGGCGGUCAUGGUGGCCCGAAUUUGGCGCAACCACCGAAUCACUUCGGGCCCAUCGGACCCGUCUCGCCAGCACGUUCACUCUCACCGAAUCCCCUCUCGCUGGGCUUGGGCCAGAAUGGCGCCACCGUCGAUCCGUUCUACUUCCCCAACAUGGCCUCCAUGGGCAUGUAUCCACAAUUCAAUGGACAUCGAAAUGUCUUCGACACGCAUUUCCACGCUGCCGAGAAUAGCGCACUCUACGGUGGCGGCGCUGCCAAUCCGGCCAACGGGACACAUGGCAAAUUCAAUAACUACCUAGAUCCACAUGGCUUCUAUGGAUUGGGUGGCAAUCAGCAUUUGCAGCAAGCUGCUGCGGUGGCUGCUGCUCAUCAGCAACAACAAUCGCAAAUGGCACCACCACCCGGUGUGGUGGGCGCACCGCUAUCAGCACAGCAGCAACUGCUCAAUGGCAACAGCAAGCUGGUGGUUGAGAAGAACGGCGCUGACAACAACAGCAACGGCAAUAACAACAGCAAUAACGGUAUAACCGUCACCGUGUCGUCGAAUGGCAGCAGCGAAACAACAAACACAGCAGUCAAUAGCAGCACUGCCAAUGCAACAACACCAACAGCCGUUAGUCCGUCACCAUUGGCUGCCGCUGCAGCUGCUGCCGUUGCAGCUAGCGCCGCUGCCGCCGCCGCGGCCAAUAGCAGCAAUCAGCAGCAACAACAACAACAACAAGACUCAAACAACUCGAAACUGAUGGAUGGUCUCAACUCGUUCUAUUCCAAUGCCGCCGGCCCCUACCAACAACUGCUGGUGGCCAACUAAGGUGUUUGUAAUAUACAUCUGUGUAUAUAAUAUAUAUUCUAUGGAUUUUUUCGUAUUUUUUUACCGUUUGUUAGUGAGCAGAAAUGUGUGCGGCAUGCACAGCAGCUGCGUGUAGGCAAGAAUAGAAUAUUUUUUUAAAAGCUUAUUUUUUUAGUAACACAAAAACAAAAACAAAAACAAGAAAAUUAUUAUAAAUUAAUAUAUAUAUGUAGUAUAUGUAUGUAUUACAAAAACAAACAUAGCUAAUGCGAAAAAAAGCAACAAAACAAAUAAGGAGAGAGUUAGCUGUUAGCAAGAAGACAGUGCAAAGCGUAAACUUUUUUAAAAGAAAUAUUAUAGUAAAGUUUAUAUAAAUAGUGAAAUUCUGCUAGUGUAACUGUAAUUAUAUUACAACAAAAUUAAUGCAAAUUACAAAAACAAAAAACACAUACAUACAAACAAACAAAGAAGCAAAAAUACAUAUAAAGCAAUGUUAGCAAGCGAGCGUUGCAAGAAAAUAUUGCAAGAUAACUACAACAACAAAAACAAAAAUUUGCAAAAAUUAUAAAAUGCAAAUACAAACAUAUAGAAACUGCAGCGUGUAGCUAUGAAGGCAUGAAGUUUUGUAAUUAUGUAUGAAGAGCAGGAGGGUGACUGAAGUGCUGCAUUGUUUUUAUAAAUAAUUUAGAUAUUUAUAAAUACAAAAAAAUCCAAACAAACAACAACAAAGAAAUCUAAUUUAAAACCCAACACUAUCAGCAUAUAGUAUACAAAAUUUCUCAAGUCGUUUUUUAUUAACUAGUUGUAAACGGUGCGGAAGCGGAAACGGAAGCCGAGUAGCAGGCGCCCAUGCUAGCAGCUGGUAAAUACAUACAUAUAAUAAAUGAUAACGGAUAUAUAGUUAAAAAAGUCUUAUUAUUGAUAAGUUUUAAAAUUAGUCAAAAAAAAACCAAAUGAAAGUGAAAAUCGUUUUGCUGUUUUUUAUACCCACACAUUUUUCUAAUAUUCAAAUGUUGUAUAUGUAUUACAUAAGUGAGAAUUUGAAAAAAAAAAUAUUAAAUUAAAUAAAAAAACUAUGAGAAUGUUAAAUGUUUUAUAAUGCUAUAUAUUUAAUGUAUAACUCUACUUAUUCUUAUUAUAAUUAUAUUAUAUUAUUAUUACGAUUAUUAACAAUAUUAUUGCUAUUAUUGUAACAGAAAAACAAAAAAAAAAUCAAGCAAAAUGCAAGCAAAUCUAGUGAAAACAACUGUUAUUUAAGCUAAACCCGUCAACUAUUGUAGAACUUUAGUGAAAACUUAACAAAAACUUAAGUGCUUAAGUAAAAACUUAGGUGCUUAAGCAAAAAACUUAAGUGCUUUAGGAAAAACUGAAGUGCUUAAGUAAAAAACUUAAGUGCUUAAGCAAAAACUUAAGUGCUUAAGUAAAAAACUUAGGUGCUUAAGUAAAAAACUUAAGUGCUUAAGCAAAAACUUAAGUGAAAAUGCAUUGUAAAAGCACGCGCAGCAGUCAUACGCAAGCUGCUGGUUGCAAACAAGCUAGUAAAGUAACAGUAUACGGAAGGAACAAGCAUAAAAGUGAAAAAUAUGGAUGGCGGAGUGACUGUAAGAGAAAAUAUCAUGAAAAAAAUAGUGUCCUGGAACAACAAAUAUUAAACAAUUAAUACUAAAUCAACAACAAACCGCUUGUAGCGCGCCAGCAGCGUUUUUCUCAAGCAAAUGUACCUUCAAAACUCCGAACUUGCAAACUUCGGCGUUGCGCAUGCGCGUGUGCAACCACACUGUUAUCUAAUCAAUGUGCAAUACACACAUACAUACAUAUAAAAAUUACAUAAUGUAUCUCCAAAAACUACCUAUAUUAUUUGUCAAAAUGUUUGUAGAUAAUUCUUAUUUUUUUUUGUAAAUUUUAAUUUUUAUUAAUUAGUGCAAUUGUUUAUUAGUGAAAUGUCAAUGUUUUGUAUAGAUUAUAUUAUAAAUAAUGUUAAAAAAAUACAUUUCGUAUACAUAUACAUAUUAUAUAUAAAUAUAUAUACUUUUUCAUAUUUUUCUAAUUCAAUUAAAUUUGUUACUAUUAUUUUUAUUAUUAUUAUAAAAAAAAUAUUUUAAAUAUUAUUAUUACUAAAUGUUAUUAUUAUAACACAUAACCUACACAAACACACACAUAAAAAAUAUACAUAAUUAUGCUGAAGAAAAAAAAAACAAAACAAAAAACAAAUAGCAAAUAGGCGCUAAAAGCAAAAACAAAAAACAAAAUUAUUACAAAAUCAAGCAAAAACAAAAACAAGAAAAAUUUCAAAAAAAAAGCAAUGAGCUGUUUAUUUUUUGUACAGCGCUUCGUUUUUUUUCGCUCGUACAUUGCAACACACAUACAUACAUACAAUAAUCGUUUUUAUUUUUAACAUUAAUGAUUUUUUUAUACUUUUUAUACAAAACAAAAACCAAUGUUUGUAGUGAUUUAUAAAUUCUGAAACUUUUUUAUUGAGAAUAUAAUAAAAACUUUUCCACGUUACAUAAAAAUUAAUGAAAAAAACA
Molecule: messenger RNA, 6782 nt
Organism: Zeugodacus cucurbitae (melon fly)
Lineage: Eukaryota; Metazoa; Arthropoda; Insecta; Diptera; Tephritidae
Gene: Tob
Product: protein Tob1
Exons: 5
Coding region: 2701-4275 (524 amino acids)
Biological process (GO): regulation of gene expression
Cellular component (GO): nucleus; cytoplasm
Molecular function (GO): transcription corepressor activity
Source: RefSeq, a predicted model, not a curated record